Messenger RNA from Ectocarpus siliculosus, 1983 nucleotides. The record is from the annotation of a GenBank genome assembly. Lineage: Eukaryota; Phaeophyceae; Ectocarpales; Ectocarpaceae.
GUCGAGCGCACCUCCUUUCAUCAACUCCUCAAGAAAAUCGGCGUCAACACCAUGGCCGUGCUCUCUUCUGCCGCAGAUGGUGGGACUGCCCAGAAAGUAGCGUCCCUGACGUGGAGCGAGGAGACGAUUGAAGUGGAGACGUGCGGCCGCAGCUACUGGUCAUUCUUGCAGCGCGCACGGGCAAUCGACAAUAAGCAGCUGGGGAACGUAAGCGCCUUCACCGUGGACGACGAAGUCGACGAAGAGGAGGUUAGCGAAGACGUGGACUUUCUCCUUCGGGACGAUCUCACGCCCGAGCUUGUCCCGGAGCUGACACACUACGAAAUCCUGGGUUUCGAGAAGUACGGCAACGGCGUUGGGGACGAGGGGCUGAAGAAGGCUUACCGCAAGGCCGUGCUCAAGUACCACCCCGACAAGACAGGGGUGCAGGACGGGGAAGAGGAUGAGGUGUUCAUGGCGGUACAGAAGGCGUUCGACACGUUGACGGACAUGACCAAGCGCCGCGCGUACGACUCCUCGCUCGAGUUCGACGACAGUAUCCCAGAUGAGCUGGAAGGGAAGGAAGUCAGCGGACCAACGAGCUUCUACAAGGUGUACGAGCCGGUCUUUGAGCGAAACAAGCGUUUCGCCGUAAUCCUGCCGGCACCGAGCCUCGGCGACGAUGACACCCCCAUCGAUGAGGUGAACAACUUCUACGAAUAUUGGGUGAACUUCGAGAGCUGGAGGGAUUUCUCGCUUGAGGGGGAGCACGAUGUUGAGGAUGCGCAUGACCGUUACGAGAAGCGCUGGAUGAUCAAGGAGAACGACCGCAAGUCCAAGGAGCUCAAGCGGAAGGAGGUGAAGCGCCUGGCGCUCCUGGUGGACAGAGCUAGGGCGGUCGACCCUCGCAUCAUCCGAGAACGAGUUAGAGAGAGGGAAGCCAAGAUUGCGGCCAAGGAAAACAAGGAGCGCGAGAAGCGAGAGCGAGAGCAGGCUAAGAUUCAGGCCGUGGAGGACGAGAAGAGGAGAAAGAAGGAGGAGGAGGAACGUCUGAGGGCCAUUUCCAGGCAGGCUAAGGCGGGCAGGGAAGCUCACAAGAAGGAGAUGCGCAGGCGAAAGAAGGUGAUGAAAAACCUAUACUCAUUGGCGGUAGCGCAGCUGACUGUCGGCGGUUCCGGUUCGGAGGCGGGGGUUACACCUGUGGGCGAAGAGGACAUGGAGUGGUUGAAGGAGAACCUGUUGCUGGACCAGCUUAACGCCGCCAUCUCAGCCUUGGGGACAGAGGAGGACAUCAAGGUCGAAGGGUUGGAUGUGAUGAAGGUGCUGAUGGAGCGGAGAAAGGCGGAGUUGAAGGAAGAGGAAGAGGCAGCGGAGGCCAAGCAGAGGACGGACAGAGAGGCGCUUGUUGCGGCGCAACUCAAGAUGGGGUCUGACCGUGAGUCACGCAAGCGGGCAUGGGAAGAAAAUGAGCUGUCGUCCCUCGCCAAAGCCAUCGUCAAGUUCCCCGCAGGGUCUCAAAACCGUUGGGAGCACAUCUCGCAGUUCAUCGCUCAGGCGACGCGCGCCAAGGAUCCCUUCAGCAAGGAGGACUGCAUCGCCAAGUACCAGCAGCUUCAUGCUGCUCCUGCAGGGCCUCAGAAGGUCGUGGCUCCAGCGGUCGCGGCUGCUUCCUCUUCGGCAAACGCCAGGUCUGCGCCGGAGCGACCCUCUCGCCGAGAACCUAGGGAGGACGUGUGGAGCCAAGCCCAGCAGCAGCAGCUCGAGACCGCGCUGGCCCGCUUCCCGAUGGGCAUGGAUAAGAACGAGAGGUGGGCUUCCAUCUCCGCCGCGGUUCCCGGCAAGAGCAAGAAACAGUGCGUCGAGCGCUUCAAGUUCGUCAAGACUCAACUUCUUGCCAAGAAGAAGGCGGAAAAGAAGGCGGCAGAGGCGGCCGCGGCAAAUGGGGGAACGGAGGCAACGGCCGCAAAAAAGUAGCGAUCCUGUUGUUGGUUGGAUCCAUUUGGA